Molecule: messenger RNA, 1200 nt
Organism: Microthlaspi erraticum
Lineage: Eukaryota; Viridiplantae; Streptophyta; Magnoliopsida; Brassicales; Brassicaceae
Source: the annotation of a GenBank genome assembly
AUGGCAGAGGAAAGUAAACUUGACCUUGUGGAUGCUACAGAAAAGAGGUUUCGCACAGAUCCCUCGCCUAAGCCAGAAUAUCCGAAUUCAAAGGAUGCUUUAAAAGAGAUGGAGUCUGGAAACUCAGCGUUAAAUGACAAGGUGAAGAAGAAGAAGAAUAAAGGAAAGGGUAAAGAGAGUGAGGAUACAGAGUUCACGACAAAGUUACCUACCGUGAUGAAGAAGUCAAAGGGAAAGUAUAAGAUCGAAUCUCCUUACGAAUGGAUCACAUGCAUGAUAAGCUCUGAUGACAUGUGUGCACAGGUGGGGAAGCUCUUAAAGGACAACUACUCAAGCGUGGGAGCGUGCGAUUACUCCAACGAGUUUCUAAGGUGGGCACUGCAGCCACCUGGUUAUAGAAAGGACUGGCUUAUUGGAGUACGUGUGAUGCCCUCAAGCACUCUAGUUGGUUUCAUCAGUGCCGUGCCAGCCAUGAUCAGCGUGGAUGGUGACCUUGUUGAAAUGGCCGAGAUCAAUAUCGUGUGCGUUAAGAAAGACCACAGGAAUAAAGGAAUUUGCACUGCCAUGAUCAAGGAGCUGACUACAAGGGUAGGAGGAGGCCACACGGCUUUAAUCAACUACAAACAUGUACCGACAAGUAUACCAACCGUUACCUGCCAGUAUUGGAACAAUACCUUGAUCCACGUGUUACCAACUGGAGGAGAGGUGGUCGGGGAGAGAUUCAGAGAAAUGAAACCGGAUGAUGUGCCUUCUGUUACCCACUUGCUCAAUGGUUACCUAAGCCGCUUUAGAGUUAGACCAGUUUUUGAUGAAGACACGGUUUCACACUGGUUUCUUCCGAGGCAAGGAAUCGUCUCCAGCUUUGUAAGGGCAAGCGGUGAAAAGCUCACCGACUUCGGGAGCUUUUACUGGCAGCGAGUGAAUCAGCGAGUGGAUAAGAAACUCCUCAACAUCAAAUAUGGUUGCAUGUUUUAUUAUGCGAGUGUAGAAACAGUUGAAAAUGUGAUAAGAUACCUGGUGAAAGUCGCUAGAGAAUCUAAUUUGGACGCUUUCAGCAUUGUGAGGGCGAUGGAGUUGGAGGAAAGCUUUCUGACGAAGCUGCAUUUCGAAAAGGGAGACUCUUUUCACUACCAUCUACCGAGCUGUGUCACAGGGGUUGAUCCCUUGGAUAUAGGGCUGCUUAUCAAAGCCCUUGAGUAA